Molecule: messenger RNA, 1293 nt
Organism: Ostertagia ostertagi
Lineage: Eukaryota; Metazoa; Nematoda; Chromadorea; Rhabditida; Trichostrongylidae
Source: the annotation of a GenBank genome assembly
AUGCGUUUGGAGGGAUCCGAAUUUCCUGAGCGCCCAAAAGCUGAUCCGGCUCUGCCGCCCGAAAUGCUGCGCUAUGUUAAAGGCUUGCGUCUCCAUGAGGGCAUUCUUCCAGUGCUGUACCGUGCAAAAUCGCUUUUUGGCCAAGAAGCCCGCUUGGAGUCCGUCCACAUGGAGGUUCCAUUACCGGAACGUACUGAUCUCCAUACGAUCACAUUAGAUCAAUUCGCGGUCAACGUUCUCACGGAGAAACGCCACGUGGAUAUUUUCCAUCUCCUGAUCGGAGAUUUCGUCUGGGUAUGCAUGAAGGUUCACCGCACCGUGGUGACGGUUAAUAGAAACCGUCUGAAUUCCGACGUAGACCACAAAUCUACAGCCGAAUUCGUUCAUAACGGCGCCUUUUCGCCCGCGUCAGCUGGACUAUAUGCUAUUCGCCUGAGAACCGACACCAAUCGCGUUCAACCACUCAUCAUCGACAGCGCAUACGGAGCCGGAAAGUCCCUUUGUACAGCACUCAUAGCCAUCGAAGCCGUACAGCGCGGGAAGGUUGUCCUAAUAGCGGCCGUACAAAACACGGCCCUGGACGUUAUUUGCGCAAAACUUGCUCAAAUGGAUACACCAGAUGUACGUCCAGUACGAUACGUAAGUGAGACCCUGGCCCGGGAUGCUAUCCGCUCCGGCCUGUAUGACCUGGCCAGUCUGAUGGAACAUAUGCCGCAGAUCCACGCCGAGAAAAUGGACGACUAUGAAAAGAACGCUUUCAGCGCUUCCGCAGACCCCCGCCGACGUCUGCGCGAAUCCAUCUUCAGCGGCGUGGAGCGCACUCUCAUGGCAUCGGAGCACAAGACGCUCCUUUCCCUCGAACAGGCCAAUUCGGAGCGCAUCAAAACGCUCAUGACGAGGUUUCCGGACGCCACAUAUAACCUCGUCGGUGACAGUAACCAGUUGCCACCCUACAUCGGCACACAAAGGGCACCGCUCGCGGUCACCCUUUUCUCGCGAUCCGUCCUGGACGUAGCUAGGCGCGUUGGCAAUCCCCCAACGUGCAAGAUCAGCACCGUGUAUAGGCCGCAUCCGAACAUGAUGGAGCUCAACCCGCGCAUCUUCUACAACGGCGAGUUGGUCUGCGGCACUACCAAAGAGGCCCGCCUCGCGCUUCUCAACCGGGUCUGGAUGCUCAACCCGGACCUUCCGAUCGCUUUUAUUAAUAUCAUCGGCGAAUCGGUACAGUCGGUGACGGGAUCCCAGAACCCCGUCGAAGCUCGCCAGUUGCCGCCAUCGUUCGACUCCUUUUAG